UUCAACUUUGACGUCUCUUCCAACGGGAGGUCAUUUGUUUUUAGUCCGGCAAAACGCUAAAAAUAUCCGGCUAAACUCAUUGAUUAUCGGAUUAAUUAUUAAAGAUUACAAUGGAUAAUCCACAAAUUAAAUAGUUCAUCGACUAUAUUUGCAUUUGAUACUUUAUUAUUUUAUUUGAAAGAAAAUGGCUGAAAUCAACUUAGCCCUCACUAAAGAAGGCUGGUACCUUACAGACGAAGGAAUAGAGGAGUUGAAAGGCACUUCUGAGAACCCCUCGGCUGAUUACAUUAUUCGCAUUGCACUCAAUAAUGACCUGAGGCCUAUUGGCAGGAAGUUUCUCCCUGCGGACAUCAACAGUGGCCGGGUGGAGAAGUUGGAGGGUCCGUGUGUGCUGCAGGUUCAGAAGGUGAGGAACGUGUCGGCUCCCAAGGACAACGAGGAGUCUCAGGGAGCCCCCAGGAUGCUGCGGCUGCAGAUGACAGACGGACACACCAACGCUGUGGGCCUCGAGUUCACACACCUGUCCCAGAUCAGCCCUGAACACCCUCCAGGAACCAAGGUGAAGGUCCUUGGUACGGUCCAGGUGAAGAAUGGCAUUCUGCUUCUGGACGACUCCAAGAUCUCCGUCCUCGGAGGGGAGGUCGACCACAUGAUGGAGAAAUGGGAACUGCAAAGGAGCUUGGCCAAACACAGCAGGAGUAACAUCGGACGAGAAGGUGGAGCCCCUCCCUUCGUGCCCUUCGGACAGAAGUGUGUAAGGAGAGAAGUGGACUCCAGAGAGCUGGACACCAGGAAGACUCUGGUCAGCACCAGUGUGGUGAAGACGGCUGGAAACGAAGAGUUUGAGAAGCAGAGGCUGGCAGCCAUCGCUGAGGUGGCCAAGAACAAAGAGGGAACUCGGACGUUUGGCGGCGGAGGCAAUGCUGGCGGGAACCUCGUCAAUACAGGCGGUCGGGACCGACGAGGAGGAGGAGACCGAGGAGGAGGAGGAGGAGACCGACGAGGAGGAGACCGAGGAGACAGGGACUCGUACCGGCAGAGACGAGAGGAGAGGACGGAGGAGUCCAGCCGUCCAGAAGGAAACUACAGAGAGCUCGGGAGUUACCGGGAACAACCAAACUACCGGGAACUAGGAAAUUACCGCGAGCUGGUGAGGGCUUUGACCUUUUGACCCAGUGGAUGGCGGGCCCUAAGGGACAUUAUGGAGAUGGGGUUUGAUAAGGAAGAUGCUCGUCAGGCCCUGAUGGACAACAACAACAACAUGGAGGUGGCUCUCAACAGUCUACUGACGGGGACCUUCAAACCCCCCACCCCCGAGGAACCCAGCAGACCCCCACCCAGAGCAGACAGAGGAAGGGGUCGUGGCCGGGGUCGGGGUCGGUCCAGUAGGUUUGGGGGUGAGGAUGAGGAGGAGGGAGCAGGAGGAAGACCGUCAGGACCCAGCACUCUGUUCGACUUCCUGGAGUCCAAGAUGGGGAGCUUCUCCCUACAAGGUACAGUUAGGAGUCCUGUCCUUUACCAAUAGUCUUCUCCCUACAAGGUACAGUCCUGUCCUUUACCAAUAGUCUUCUCCCUACAAGGUACAGUCCUGUCCUUUACCAAGUCUUCUCCCUACAAGGUACAGUCCUGUCCUUUACCAAUAGUCUUCUCCCUACAAGGUACAGUCCUGUCCUUUACCAAGUCUUCUCCCUACAAGGUACAGUCCUGUCCUCUACCAAUAGUCUUCUCCCUACAAGGUACAGUCCUGUCCUUUACCAAGUCUUCUCCCUACAAGGUACAGUCCUGUCCUUUACCAAUAGUCUUCUCCCUACAAGGUACAGUCCUGUCCUUUACCAAUAGUCUUCUCCCUACAAGGUACAGUCCUGUCCUUUACCAAUAGUCUUCUCCCUACAAGGUACAGUCCUGUCCUUUACCAAUAG
This is a messenger RNA of Oncorhynchus nerka (sockeye salmon), 1919 nucleotides long. Its product is annotated as tudor domain-containing protein 3. Gene Ontology annotation, molecular function: protein binding. Gene Ontology annotation, cellular component: nucleus. NCBI's taxonomy places the organism in Eukaryota, Metazoa, Chordata, Actinopteri, Salmoniformes, Salmonidae. The record is from RefSeq and is a predicted model, not a curated record.